Molecule: messenger RNA, 2203 nt
Organism: Nymphaea colorata (pocket water lily)
Lineage: Eukaryota; Viridiplantae; Streptophyta; Magnoliopsida; Nymphaeales; Nymphaeaceae
Exons: 6
Coding region: 687-1805 (372 amino acids)
Biological process (GO): deoxyribonucleotide catabolic process
Molecular function (GO): 5'-nucleotidase activity
Source: RefSeq, a predicted model, not a curated record
CACCAUUAGCGGCGGGCAAGUGCGACUCAGAAACGCAGUGUGGCCAAUGUGAGGGUUGUUGCCUGGGAAACCCCGAACCGCAUGCCCCGAAUCUCGAGAGCCUUCCCUCCGCCCGUCCGACCUCCCUCGUUCUCGACCACAAUAAUGAAAUUGCCACCGCCGUAGAGCCACCACCUCUCACGGCCCUUCUCUGCCGCUUCUCCGUGUAUAAAUAAGAAGAAUCUUCAAAAGAAACCAAGUUGGGAAAUAAAGGGGACACAUGACCUGAACCAUCCUCCUCCCCCCCCGCCAAAAAAAGAGAAAAACCAAAAAAACCAAAAAAAAAAAAAAAAACGAAAGGAAUCCCAACUCCUUCUCUUUCUCUCUCUCUCGCUUCGUCUCUCUGCUAGUCACCUGUUCUUUUCCAUUGUCUUUCCUUUCGUUGUAUUUCUUUUCUAUUUCAGAUCGCCCUUUCUCCCUUUUAUUGUAUUUCGUUUCAUCGCUCUUUCUGGGUCUCCGAUUCCAAUUGUGCGGUUUUGAUCAAAUGUUUCCUUCGUAUUCUACAAUCCUCAACCCCUUUUAUUGUAUGUCCGUCUCCCCGUAGUUUCUCUUUGUUCCUCAUUUGGGUUCCUUUUUUUUUUGUGGAAGCCAAGGUAUAGCAUGAGAAACAAGUAGUGAAUCGUCGUUUUUGGGAUGUGGGGGUCGGCAUGAUUAAGAAGGAGAGAGCUCAUUUUCUCUCCCUUCUCAUGGCACUGAAUCACCAUAACCGCUCUUUCCUCUUCACCGAUUCUUUGAGCGCCGAUGCUUCGAAUGUCACCCCGCGAACGUAUCAUGUUCGUUUGGAUGCAGCAGUGAGUUGCAAGCGAUCUUCCAGAGUGAAAAUCCAUGGUUGGUGGGUUUCCAAAUGGUUGGCGGACGGUGUCCGGUGCGGCAGAGCUGGGGGUGUUCCCUGCUUGGGCAGGAUUUGGCGGCCAGAGGGAAGACGCCACUGUGCUUUGAGUUCUUGUUGUUCAUUGGAUUCUCUUGGCAACGGUGCUUGUGAUUUCGGCGUUUCUUGGAGCUCAGUUUCCGCGGAUCCGGAUUUUAGGUUAGCACGAUUACAAGGUGCUUCUCUCAAAGUUGGGAACCCGGGGAGCGCGAAACUGGUGAAUAGGAAUGAAACUUACGAACACGGAGGCCGUCCCAGAUUUUUAGAGAGGCCGGUUGCAGAGAAGAUAGUUGUCGCGGUUGAUUUAGACGAAGUUUUAGGUAGUUUCCUUUCAGCUUUGAACAUUUUUCUUGCCGAUCGAUACGCUUUGAGUCAUUCAGUUUCCGAGUAUCAUGUCUACGAGUUUGCAAAGAUAUGGAACUGUUCGCCUAACGAAGCUAGUAUUCGGGUUCAUGAGUUCUUUAAGACUUCAUAUUUCAAAGCUGGGAUUCAUCCUAUUCCUGGUGCUCAACAAGCACUUGUUAACUUGUCAAAAGUUUGCAAGUUUGCAGUUGUAACGUCCCGCCAGAAUGUGAUCAAGGAACAUACACUUGCAUGGAUAGAAAGGCACUACCCUGGCUUGUUUCAGGAAGUUCACUUUGGCAACCAUUUUGCUCUGGAUGGAAAGGCAAGGCCAAAAUCAGAAAUCUGCAGGUCUCUGGGUGCAGAUGUUUUGAUUGAUGACAAUCCACGGUACGCCCUUGAGUGUGCUGAACAGGGAAUCAAGGUGUUGCUGUUUGACUAUCUGAACGCCUACCCAUGGUGCAAAAAUGGCUCUGCCACAUUGCAUCCUCUGGUGACAAAGGUUUACAACUGGGAGGAGGUCCAGGGGCAGUUGUUGUCAUGGCAGCUAGAUUAAUCUAUGCAGGGGCUCUGUUCUUUAUCCUUCCAGUAAGAUUGGGCAAGUGCCUCCAUGCUCUGAAAAUGCAACCAUCACCGUAAGAAACAGGGAAGCGUAGAAAAGGUACGUGACUAAUCAGAACAUGGAAGAAACUUGCAGGCAAGAGCGAUCGAAUGGCGCUUGUAGGUUAUGUAAAUGGUGCAAGUAUCAUGGACUCAGUGCUAAAGCUGCAUAGGCCGGGCUAACAAGGUGGCAUUUCAUUUGCAUGCCGUCCCGGAACCUGGUUUCCGUUAUUGCCUAUUUGCUGUACCAAGUGGGCAUAGACGUCGAAUGUUUCCAAUGGAUUCAAUUAAUGAAUGAAUUGACAAUUGUGACAAAAAUAACGUAAAUAAUGAUAACAUUAUAUGUUAUUGUUA